Chelmon rostratus (copperband butterflyfish) is the source of this 546-nucleotide messenger RNA. It is a transcript of the gene s100a10a, whose product is annotated as S100 calcium binding protein A10a. Bases 150 to 452 code for a protein of 100 amino acids. Gene Ontology annotation, molecular function: calcium ion binding. The record is from RefSeq and is a predicted model, not a curated record. The transcript is spliced from 3 exons. Gene Ontology annotation, cellular component: cytoplasm. Lineage: Eukaryota; Metazoa; Chordata; Actinopteri; Chaetodontiformes; Chaetodontidae.
GGUCCACGGUCCAAGAUCACAGCGCGCCUCACAGCGGACCGCAGCCAGGGCGGCGCCUGCCUAUAAAAUCCCCUCCGCACUUAUUCCCCGAUUUCUGAACAUUCCUACCUCUCCCCGGCCGACCACGUCCCAGCCCUGCGCACGCAAUCAUGCCUUCAGAACUGGAAGGAGCCAUGGAGUCACUCAUUAAGGUGUUCCACAAGUACGCCUCUAAGGACGGCCGGAGCGGCACACUCAGCCGGCGAGAGCUCAGAGAGUUGAUGGAGAACGAGCUGUCGACCUUCCUGGCGUCUCAGAAGGACCCUGCUGCUGUAGACAAAAUCAUGAAGGACCUGGACACCAACGGAGACGGCCAGGUGGACUUUGAGGAGUUUGUGUCUCUGGUUGUUGGACUUUCCAUUGCCUGUGAGCAGUGCUAUCAGAUGCACAUGAAGAAGAUGGCAAAGAAGUGAAAGACGACAGCAGAGGAGACUGGCAGAAACCAAAAAGCAUUUCAUUUGUUGUAAAGAUUGUUUCUUUUGUCCAUUAAAUACACUAAUGAAUUUC